AAAUAACAGUCAGUCAGUUUGAGCUUCAGUAUCUGCUGUGCGCUGCACCGUGACGGAGUCCGCGCUGUCCACGACGCGAAGAUGCUUCAAAGCCUUCUGCUUUUGCUGCUUUGUCAGCUGUCCUUGUACAAUUUGGUGACACCGGCAAAAGUGUGCGGCCGCCCUCCUGUAAUGGCCGACGUUGAGGAGCACGGCUUCCAACGUGUUUAUGAAGUUGGGUCUGAGGUAUUCCUCUCCUGCAAACGCGGGUAUAUUCCAACAUCAGGGUCCCGCAAAAUUAUCUGUACUAGCAGCGGACAAUGGAGUCAAGCCAAACUCAAGUGUUCACCAAAAAGCUGUUCCUUCCCUGAUCCUUUGGCAAAUGGCGCGAUUCACAUUGCUGACAUCAUAUUCGAGAGUAAAAUCAACUACACCUGCAAUGAAGGGUACAUCCUGCGUGGAGCUAACACCAGUGAAUGCACAGCUAAUGGCACCUGGAGUGAGCCACUGCCAUUUUGUGAACCGGUAACUUGUGGCCUUCCUGAAAUACCUAAAUAUGCUACGAUGACUUACAACAGAAAGUUUAAAGGCAACACAACGUUAUUCGGAGACAGUGUGAUGUAUGAAUGCUCACCACCCCUUGUCCUUUUUGGUGAUGAGAGAGGGUAUUGUACAGCCGACGGGACCUGGACAAAGCCCCCUGAGUGUCGCCUUGUGACAUGCCCACCCCCAACCGGAAUAGCCAAUGGGUUCAUGUCAUUUGCUGUAAUCAGGGAGCAUGGCUACAAGGAGAAAGUCAAAUAUGGGUGUGAUGUGAAUUAUGUUCUGGAAGGACCCAUGGAGACAGAAUGUGAGAAAACAGGACAGUGGUCUACCAAGCCCAGUUGUAAAGCACCGUGCACUAUUGGCAUUGAAAGAGGUCGAAUCUUUUAUAAUGGCAAAAAAAUAUGGAUUGGGGAUCUAAAGCCAAAUAGAGUCCUACAUUCAGAGUUGGUGGCACUGUACUGUAAAAAUGAAGAGAAGAAUUGUGGGUACCCAGUUGUAACCCAGUGUAUUGAUGGUACACUGAAGAUUCCUGAAUGCUAUCGAGAACCAAAUGCAUUUAAAUAUCAUAUGCAAGCGAACUCACUUCCAUCAGAGAUAAAGAUGUGCUGAAAUAUUUCAUCGUACGAAAUGAAGGCGAUGAGUAAAGCAGUAGCUUCAAGUAAAACAUGUUUUCAUUUGAAGCAUUCCACUUUCCUGCUGUUUCCAGAUUCUUCUAUUCAUGGAAGCACAUGCAAUCAUCUACAUAGCAAGAGCUAGAGCAGAUAAUGUUAAAUUGAAUUCAGGAUACUUAAUGCAAUUGGUACACUUCUUCUAAUUUGUGUUUAUUACAUAUGUCGUUGUAUUAGAAAUGUUUGCUUCAGCGUGAACAUUAUUGUAAUGCAACAUGAAAUACAAUUGCAUAUUUCCAGCAUGUUGCAAAAGAUUUUCAAAGACAAUAUUAGAGGAAGUUUUUUGUUUGUUCUGUUUGCCUUAGAUGUCAUUUCAGAAAGUUUCAGAACUUUUUGUGUUGAAUUUAUUAGCUUAAUUAACAUUGCAACGAUGUGAUAUUCAGUUAGAAAUGCAAAUUAUUGAAUUUGUCUAUUGCUGAGUUUGCAUCUAGCACCAGGUUUUAAAGGCAUAUUGGAGUGGUUCUGCAAAUUAGUUUUUUAAUUUUCUAUAUAGUGUAUGUCAUAGUGUAAUAAUUUCUAUUGGCAAAAGAACAAUGUCGCUGCUUACUCUUAGUAGUUCAGCUUUCUAUUGCACCCAGUAUUUCAUUUUGGUAAAAUAAUUGUAUUGAUGCUCAUUAAUUCUCAUUAGGUAGCUACCUAACCAGGUAGCCAACUGUAAUAAUGUUGACAGUUACUGUAAUAAGAACUGGGGCAGCUGUCUGAAAUGCAAAAUAUAGCUAGCAAGACUCAUUUGGUGAGUUUGGUCACUUAAUCUCAGAUAUGUUCUUGAUGGAAAGAAGGAAGAAGAUAUGAGGUACAUUCACAUUUACAUUUAUCCAAAGCAACUUACAAGUGAGGUAGAAUAUAUAUUGAUUGCCUCUGCUGAACAUGCCCAGAUAAGCAAUUCUGGAGGAUCCCUUUGCCCACAAACCAUGGUCUGGCAAUGUCUAAACUCAUCUGAUUUACAUCACCCUCCCUGUUGACUGGUGAGAUGGAGGGCAAGGAUUCUAUAUAAAAGUAUUCUUAGGUAAAAAUAUGUCUACUUUUCUCAUGUAAGCCACAGUGCUGGAUAUUGUGCUGUGAAAACCCUUGUGUGCUAACAUUGUUGUCUUGAAAAAUUACAGCCCAUCAACAAUAACUCACAACUCUGUGGUCUCCAGUUCAGUGCCUUUCCAUGCCUUUCACACACUGGUUUCAAUCAUUUGUAAGAAUUACAUCUUUGAUUAGUUUAGUCAUUGUUUGUUGUUGGUCAUAUGCAAUCCAUCAAUGUUGUUUUAAGUCAAGCAUUCCAUCCCUCCUGCCAUUUCCCCAAGAAAUCACAAGGUGUCAGUGUUGCACAAUACUAUGUUGUCUGUAUCCAUGCAUUCUGUACUCUCAGUAACCGAGAGCAGAGCAAAAUAAUUUUGGUGCCUGUAGCGAAGGGCGAGAGCAGUCACCCCGCCCGGCCUUGAACCCGGGUCUACGGGGUACCAAA
Molecule: messenger RNA, 2646 nt
Organism: Megalops cyprinoides (Indo-Pacific tarpon)
Lineage: Eukaryota; Metazoa; Chordata; Actinopteri; Elopiformes; Megalopidae
Product: beta-2-glycoprotein 1-like
Exons: 8
Coding region: 82-1134 (350 amino acids)
Source: RefSeq, a predicted model, not a curated record